Ooceraea biroi (clonal raider ant) is the source of this 1801-nucleotide messenger RNA. RefSeq names its product KDEL motif-containing protein 1. The record is from RefSeq and is a predicted model, not a curated record. Gene Ontology annotation, cellular component: endomembrane system. Gene Ontology annotation, molecular function: glucosyltransferase activity. Lineage: Eukaryota; Metazoa; Arthropoda; Insecta; Hymenoptera; Formicidae.
AUAAAUCAUGUUUAUAAUAUCUUAUCAAUGAAUCUUUAUUACUCCUUAACCUCUCCAAUUUCCACUUGGAACAUCAAUAGCAUAACAAGACGUAAUCCAGGACUGUUGUGUUUUAUUUGUUUAAAUAUUUUUGAGAAUUAUGCGUCUAACAACAUUCCUAGUGGUACUUAUUUGUGCGGGAGCAAGUAAUAUUGAUGUAGAUCCACUGAAAACAAUCGUUUGGGGUCCAGGAUUGAAACCAGCGGAAAUUACUAUGCGUGCAAGAUAUAUUUUUUUGCAACUCGUCGAUUCAUCUGGAAAAAACUUGACAGUAUCUCCUGGUAAAAAUGUAGUUACUGGUCAAGUACAUGGUCAAUCCUUUGAUGGCACAAUAUGCCGAAUAUGGACUCAAAUUUAUGAUUGUAAGGAUGGUAGCUUCAUUAUACGUUACAAAGUAUUUAAUACUUGUUUCAAAAUCAUGAUUAAAGUAAAGAUCAAAGGAAAAGAAUUGCCGAUGCCUUCAGAGAUCAAAGGUCCUGUUUACGAGGAAGAAUGUUACUGCCCAAACCCAUCAGUCACUACUUGGCUACAUCACUAUCAAUGUCAACAGAAUUAUACCCAAAUGCAUCAUGAUCUUUCUUCAUUUCCAAGUGUUGACUUUGACAGAAUACGUGAAAGCAUUAUUAAAAGAUAUGAUCAACCAAGCAGUGUCAGCAUUUGUCACUACAUAUUGAAAUCCAACAAAAUUUAUAGGCGAUGUUACGGCCAGCAUGUUGGUUUUAAAAUAUUUAUGGACGCCAUAUUACUGUCACUUGCACGUAAAGUAGUGCUGCCAGAUAUAGAAUUCUUUGUGAAUUUGGGUGACUGGCCGCUUGUGCCCAAUGCAGGUCCGCUUUAUCCCAUUUUUUCAUGGUGCGGAUCUGAAAGUACAAAGGAUAUCGUUAUGCCUACGUAUGAUAUCACGGAAUCAUCCCUGGAGGCGAUGGGAAGGGUAAUGUUAGAUACACUCUCCGUACAAGGUAAUACCGAACUGCCAUGGGAUAGCAAGAUUGAACAAUUAUUUUGGCGUGGACGUGACUCCAGAAGAGAACGUCUCGACUUAAUAGAUAUCUCAAGAAGACAUCCAGAUCUCUUCAAUGUCUCAAUUACUAAUUUCUUCUUCUUUAGAAAUGAAAUAGACAAAUAUGGACCUGCACAAACUCAUGUGUCAUUUUUCAAUUUUUUUAAGUACAAGUACCAGCUGAAUAUUGAUGGUACAGUAGCAGCAUAUAGAUUUCCAUAUUUACUUGCUGGCGAUUCUUUGGUAUUUAAACAAGAAUCGAAAUACUACGAAUUUUUUUACGAAGAUCUUAUACCUGAAGUACAUUAUAUGCCUGUGAAAAGUGAUCUCUCAGAUCUCGUUGACAAAAUUACGUGGGCGAAAGAGCACGACGAGGAUGGAUUGAAAAUUGUUAAAUCCGCUAGACAAUUUGCAAGGGAUAAUUUAUUACCACGUGAUAUAUUGUGUUACCAUACAGUUUUAUUUCAUGAAUGGAGUAAACGCUUAAAGAGUAAAGUUGAAGUCCUAAAUAACAUGGAAGAAGUACCACAACCUAGUCAUUCCUGUCAGUGUCGUCUUAGCAAUUUAAACUUCAAAGAUGAGUUAUAAUUUAACAUUCUUUCAAAAUAUUUUCCUAGGGUUUAUUUAUAGAAUUAAGAUUUACAUCUGAUAGAUCCAUAUUACGAAAAUCAUCUAUUAUGUAUGCACAAAGAUGGACAUAUGUUCAUUUUUAUUAAGAUUUUUGUAUUUAUCACUGUCAAAAAUAAAAAGCAAUAUACGAGU